CAUUUUGCGGAGCCGAGCCGGCCCCUCAGCGGCCCAGCCUGUGCAGGCGCAGCGGAGCGGCCCCGCCGCGGGGCUGGCAGCGCAGGUUUGAAUAGCUUAUAAUUAACGCAGUCAUUUGCAAAUACAAUGGAAGAGGGCAAGACUGAAGAUGUCCAGGGUAUUCUGCGACUUAACGUGAGAGGCUGUUUCUACACUGCCAGGCGCGAGUCUUUAUGCCGCUUUAAGGAUUCAAUGCUAGCUUCUAUGUUUAGUGGUCGCUUUCCUCUAAAAGUGGAUGCAUCAGGGGCAUGUCUAAUUGAUCGAGAUGGAAACCUGUUUAAGUAUCUUUUGGAUUAUCUUCAUGGAGAAGUUCGGAUUCCUGAAGAUGAACAAAUUCGAAUUGCACUCCAGGAGGAAGCAGAUUAUUUUGGAAUCCCUUAUCCAUACAGUCUCUGUGACCAUUUGGCCAAUGAAAUGGAGACAUAUUCUUUAAGGUCAAACAUAGAGCUUAAAAAGACUUUGUUAGAUUUCUGUGAUUCUUACGGUUUAGUUUGUACCAAGCCUACAGUUUGGGUCCUGCACUAUCUCAACACUUGUGGAGUAAGCUGUGAAAGUAAAAUUAUUGGUGUGUAUGCCACGAGAGCUGAUGGAACUGAUGCAAUUAAUAAGGAGCUAGGCACAAAAAUUCAUAGUAAAAGCAUUUACAAAAGAGAAGCUGGAAAUAACGUCCAAUACAUCUGGAGCUAUUACUCAGUAGCUGAGUUGAAAAAGAUGCUGGAUGCUUUCAAUGCCUGGGAAGGGAGAGGUGUUAGCUACUGGAGAGUGCCUCAGGAGCUGAUGGAAUGUUGGACUCUUGAAGAACGCCCUUUGAAAGGCAGUUUGCAUCGUAUGCCACCAGUUCAUAAAAGACGAUUAAUCGACUUCACUGAAGAGGAAGACUGUUUACCAUGUAAAGUGGGUCCCAAGCCAAUUAGAUUCUCAGGUCCCUCAACAAGUACCCAUAUCAAAGUCAAAAAUUCAUCUUUGUUAAAGGUAGCAAGCUGCAAUGCCUCACAUUCUGCAGAGACUAUUAAACAACCCAAUCAUGAAAGUUUAACGCUGCACAAAGUAGCUUCUGAAACUGUAUCCACAACAUGCAAAUCAGCACCCAGCUGUCCCCAGGCUCCCAGUGGAAGGCAGAGUGCUGACAAUGGGACACCAUGUCAAAUGACUGUCAAAACUGCAGUGUCUAGGAAGGCAAUAAGCAACCGUGUAGUAAAGCUGAAGCGAACUCCACUAUUUCAUGUGACACCAUCUCAGCCGUCUUCUUCCAUGCCCAGUAAAACAAGUGAACAAGACAGUGCUCCUGGUGAAAUUCCUACUAUUUCUAUGGUACUAAACAAUAAAGAACCAGCUGUAUUAGCAGAAAGUAUUAAGACUGAUAAAGUGGAUGGAUAAUGUUCAACUCAGCUGUCUGAUAAACUGGAUAGCUUUGCAUCAUCUGGACAAAGAAGAGAUUGUCAUCUCAUGCUUGUUCAAAGAUUUGGUAGAAAUUUAUGAUGAAAAAGUUCAUGAAAAGCAUAGGGAGAAAUUUUUUAAAGUAAGCACUGAGGUGUGUUUUCUGCUUUAAUGCUAAAUAUUGUAUAGAUGUUGGGGAAAAAAGAAAAAACGAUUACAAAAGCCCCUCAAAUACAGAGCAUGUGCAGCCAAAUGUUACAGGGUUUGUACUUCUGUCAGUCCGUACUAGUACAACUGAUCUUUCAAAGGGAGCACAACAUAGAAGACGACUUGCUUAUCAACUGCAAUUAACAUUAACUAGAGUUGAUGUUGUUAAUUUGUGUAUUUAAAGUGGGGAAAAGUAGCUAACAAUAAGUAGCUUUUAUUAGAUACAAGUUUGCCACAAGUGUACAACAUACCCAAGAUUCCUGAAGUUGAAUGCACUGAUAUUUCUGGUGAAGAUAAAUCACCGUUUUGUUGUUGACAGCAACAAAAGGGACCACCUUUGCUUGUAUACAGGGAGAAAUGCAGGAAAGGAAGCAGUACGUCUAGGGAGUAACAUGGCAGUUUUCUCCACAGACCUGAGACGUGUAGUCCUGUCCUAACGCUGUGUGAUCUGCCCCUGGGGGCGAGGCUGCUGCAGGCAGCGGGUGAAGCCUUGGCAUUCUGCCUAACACCACUGUGGGGUGUGCUUUUUGCAGCUGCAGGGAAUCUCAGGUCUGAGUCACAGCUGUGUUAAAGCAGUGUUAGCAUAAGUGCCCUGGUCUGAAGAUAGGUAAAAGAACUCCUCUCUCACCCUGAGUAGUAUAGAGACCUUCUUGUGCCAGAGUAAAUUCUGAGUAAUGCUACUGAAGAGCUGCUGUGUGUUUUUAUCAGCAGAGGAAAACUAAGUUUACCUUGCUGAUUUUAAAAAGCCCUUUUAGUUGUUUAAAUCAGUGAAUGAAGCCUGGCUUUGUUUUGGGCCCUUGCUUGCUUACAGUUGGGUGCUGGGGUUUUUUGUUGGUUUUGCUACUGCUUGCUCUUUUCCACCCCAGUAAAUAGAUGGCCCUAAACAUUGACAAGUCCUACCACAUUGCCAAAAUGCAAUGUUCUUAAAAUUCCUGAGAUUAUUAGAAUUACAGAAGGGUUCUUUAAAUAUUUAUUUUCUGGAUAAUUUAGAAGUGAGCACAUUUUCAGGCUUUGCUUCUAACCACAAGGACAGGAAAUAUCAUUUGCACAAGCAAAAAAACCCCAGAUUUUCACGUACUACCAUAUUUUUAAGGAGACACUUGGCCGUGAACAGUAGUCAAUGUACAUAUAUGCAGUACUGUAAUUUUCUGCUAUUGGAGUGUAUAUUAAAAAACACCUUAACUUUUUAA
Apus apus (common swift) is the source of this 2813-nucleotide messenger RNA. It is a transcript of the gene KCTD18, whose product is annotated as potassium channel tetramerization domain containing 18. Gene Ontology annotation, biological process: protein homooligomerization. The record is from RefSeq and is a predicted model, not a curated record. NCBI's taxonomy places the organism in Eukaryota, Metazoa, Chordata, Aves, Apodiformes, Apodidae. Bases 127 to 1416 code for a protein of 429 amino acids. The transcript has 7 exons.